This is a messenger RNA of Malassezia globosa CBS 7966, 549 nucleotides long. RefSeq lists its product as uncharacterized. Lineage: Eukaryota; Fungi; Basidiomycota; Malasseziomycetes; Malasseziales; Malasseziaceae. Bases 1 to 549 code for a protein of 182 amino acids. Gene Ontology annotation, biological process: regulation of transcription by RNA polymerase II. Gene Ontology annotation, molecular function: structural molecule activity. The transcript has a single exon. Gene Ontology annotation, cellular component: SLIK (SAGA-like) complex; SAGA complex. The record is from RefSeq and is a predicted model, not a curated record.
AUGGGUGGCUCCAUUGACGAUACAGACCUACUUGCUCGUGAUGGGGAGGCCUUUGCACUGGGCCACUUCGCCGCGGGUCUUGGUGACGACUUCUUUGGCUUCCGAGAGAUGGGCCUCGAGUCCGAGCUCGGCGUGUCGAACCUGGCUGUGCCGAGUCGUUUGUUCUUUGGUGGCUCUGCUCCCAUAAAAGCAGCUUCGGGAGUCGAUGUCCUCGAAAAGCCUGCUUAUGCGCUUCCGCCACCGCCUGUGCCUCUGGUGCGGUGUGCCGUGCCAGCGCAAAUUGGUCUUGUACGGCCCUGGUACAUGAAGGAACUAGGGUCCGCCCAAGUGCUGGCAGAUGAUGUACCUGAGCGCCCGCGUUUCAAGGUGCCAACGUCUGGCAAGUUACCUCCUCGCCCUAUGGUUAGCCAAACUACGGUAUCGUCGCAACCCUCGUCGUCAGAGCGGCCUUCGGCCAGCACGACCUCCACGUCCACGGCGUCAACCUCAGUAGGGGCGGGUGUUUCGCUUUCACCUUCGUCCGCAGGAAAGAGGAAACGAACAGCGUAG